Messenger RNA from Procambarus clarkii (red swamp crayfish), 1572 nucleotides. Lineage: Eukaryota; Metazoa; Arthropoda; Malacostraca; Decapoda; Cambaridae. The record is from RefSeq and is a predicted model, not a curated record.
AUGGACCCGGCAGGUAUGGACCCGGCAGGUAUGGACCCGGCAGGUAUGGACCCGGCAGGUAUGGACCCAGGCGGUAUGGACCCAGGCGGUAUGGACCCAGGCGGUAUGAACCCGGGAGGUAUUUACCCGCCAGGUAUGGACCCGUCAGGUAUGGACCCGGGAGGUAUGGACCCGGCAGGUAUGGACCCGGCAGGUAUGGACCCGGCAGGUAUGGACCCGGCAGGUAUGGACCCAGGCGGUAUGGACCGAGGCGGUAUGGACCCAGGCGGUAUGAACCCGGGAGGUAUUUACCCGCCAGGUAUGGACCCGUCAGGUAUGGACCCGGCAGGUAUGAACCCGGCAGGUAUGGACCCGGCAGGUAUGGACCCGGCAGGUAUGGACCCGGCAGGUAUGGACCCGGCAGGUAUGGACCCGGCAGGUAUGGACCCAGGCGGUAUGGACCCAGGCGGUAUGGACCCAGGCGGUAUGGACCCGGCAGGUAUGGACCCGGCAGGUAUGGACCCGGCAGGUAUGGACCCAGGCGGUAUGGACCCAGGCGGUAUGGACCCGGCAGGUAUGGACCCGGGAGGCAUGGACCAGGCAGGUAUGGACCCGGCAGGUAUGGACCCGGCAGGUAUGGACCCACCAGGUAUGGACCCGGCAGGUAUGGACCCGGCAGGUAUGGACCCGGCAGGUAUGGACCCGGCAGGUAUGGACCCGGGAGGUAUGGACCCGGCAGGUAUGGACCCAGGCGGUAUGGACCCAGGCGGUAUGGACCCAGGCGGUAUGGACCCGGCAGGUAUGGACCCGGCAGGUAUGGACCCGGCAGGUAUGGACCCAGGCGGUAUGGACCCAGGCGGUAUGGACCCGGCAGGUAUGGACCCGGGAGGCAUGGACCAGGCAGGUAUGGACCCGGCAGGUAUGGACCCGGCAGGUAUGGACCCACCAGGUAUGGACCCGGCAGCUGGCACCCUGGGACAGUUGGCUAUGCCACAAGCUGCCACCAUGGGACAGUUGGCUAUGCCACAAGCUGACCCCAUGGGACAGUUGGCUAUGCCACAAGCUGACACCAUGGAACAGUUGGCUAUGCCACAAGCUGACAUCAUGGAACAGUUGGCUAUGCCACAACCUGACAUCAUGGAACAGUUGGCUAUGCCACAACCUGACACCAUGGAACAGUUGGCUAUGCCACAAGCUGACACCAUGGGACAGUUGGCUAUGCUACAAGCUGACACCAUGGAACAGUUGGCUAUGCCACAACCUGACACCAUGGAACAGUUGGCUAUGCCACAAGCUGACACCAUGGGACAGUUGGCUAUGCUACAAGCUGACACCAUGGAACAGUUGGCUAUGCCACAAGCUGACACCAUGGGACAGUUGGCUAUGCCACAAGCUGACACCAUGGAACAGUUGGCUAUGCCACAAGCUGACACCAUGGAACAGUUGGCUAUGCCACAAGCUGACACCAUGGGACAGUUGGCUAUGCCACAAGCUGACACCAUGGAACAGUUGGCUAUGCCACAAGCUGACACCAUGGGACAGUUGGCUAUGCCACAAGCUGACACCAUGGGACAGUUGGUAUAUGAUAAUUAA